This is a messenger RNA of Linum trigynum, 1980 nucleotides long. Lineage: Eukaryota; Viridiplantae; Streptophyta; Magnoliopsida; Malpighiales; Linaceae. The record is from the annotation of a GenBank genome assembly.
CUGUAAAUGGUUGGUUGGUGGUGGCCUGGUGGGGUCUUGGGGACAGCAACAAUGACUGACUCGCUGCAUUUUUUUCCCAAAGUCAGAGUAUUAAUCAAAAGUCACAAACCGGAAAAAAGUAAAGCGCGGGAGUCGACCAAUAGUCGAACUCCCGAUAAGAGGGCCUUUUGUGCCACAUGAUGGGCAGCCCUAUUAAGUUGACGAGAAACAAAAUAGAAAGAAACACUGUGGAAAGAAGAUGACAAGCUCCUAACGUCCUCCAAAAUAGCGCCACCCCGAACAUGAUGCAUAUCACCUCCAAUCAUCCGGCGGAUCAAGAGUUGAGAGUCCCCAUGAAUACAAACAGCAAGAAAGGAAUGAGUUAGAUACCACUGUACUGCAUUCCAUAGAGCUAAACAUUCCAUGAGAAAAGGGUCCCGAAUCCCAUCAUAAAAUUUCCCAAAAGCAAACAGAACAUUACUUGUCAUAUGAUAGCCGACAUAGCCAAUACUACCUCCAUGACCACUCUUGGUAGCACCAUCAAUAUAUUAUCGUAUGGCCUGAACUUUGACCAAAAUAAACAUCCUGACCAAUCUUUUCGAUCUAUAACAUUCUGGCCCGAACUAUACACCAAAAUAAACAAUUUGGCCAAACCCGAUGUUUGACCGUUAACUUGGAAGGUCAAACGCGUUGACUAAUGGUCAACACGCCACGUCACUGCCAAGUCAGAAGAUCUGAUUAAUAUUUAAUUUUUUUAUUUUUUUUAUUUUUGGUUUAACUAAGGUAUUAUAUGAUUUUUUUAAUUUAUAAUAAUUUAAAAUUAGAGAAUGUGUGGAAAUUGUGAAUUAUUUUAGAUAUUUUAUGUUGACUUGGCAGUGACAUGGCGCGUUGACUAACAAUCAACGCGUUUGACCGUCCAAGUUAACGGUCAAAAGUCGGAUCUGGCCAAAUUGUUUAUUUUGAUGUAUAGUUCGCGCCAGGAUGUUAUAGAUCAAAAAGAUUGGCCAGGAUAUUAAUUUUGAUCAAAGUUCAGACCAUACGAAAAUAUUAACCCAAAUAAUAAUCACAACUAUCGAAAUACAAAUUAUUAGUCAUAGCUGAAAUACAAAUUAUUAGUCAUAGCUAUAUCGAGCGUCUUCAUCCUCGGCUCUCUCAUUCUUUCCCAGAAAAUCUUAUCAUUCUCUUUGGUGAACUAAAAUAGAUUUGGGGCUUUUCCACUGCUCCUUCCUGAACUGAAAGUGAUGCUCUCUUCUCCCGUUGAUUUCCCUCCUCCUUCUCGUCCUCCUCCUCAGCCACUCCCGGUCCAGAUUCCAGAAGUCAUCUCCCCUCUCCUCUCCCUCUCAUGCCACGUCUGCACUUCGUCGCCUGCUAGUUCCUUCCACCUGCACUGGUGGUCCGCUAGACAACCACAAUUACGAGAACGGAAGCGUGCGGCCAUUUCAAGGCGCACCUAAUGACGGUAGGGAAGUCGCAGACCAAGACCCCUUCGACCGCAACCACUUCCGUCGUUUGAAAUCUCUGAUUCUGAACCGUCUACCUCGCUCCAGCGUUGGCGAAAGGCUCGAGGAGAGGAGAGCAGGCCUUCAUGCCUCAACUCCGCCAUCCUCCUUGCCGGCAGAUCUAGAAUCUGCCUUCAAUCAUUCCGCUGAAGAUUUGGCGGAGAGGAACCGCUCAAUGAGAUCGAGGGAAGACAAACAGUGGGGUCGAUUGAGAAAGAAGGGAUGAGUUACGACUUGAGCCCAUUGGGGAAAAGGGUUGGCUGACAAUGAAUCGAGGUACAAUAACCAUCGAGGGGUAGCGACAGUGCUAUUUCGCCGUCAGCGAUCCUUGAUUCUUCGUUAGGUGAUGGGCGAUGGCGACGGAAUUCGUCGGAGGAGAGGAUAACACAGAAGAGGAUAAUAAUCUUGUGACUUUUGUGGGUGUUUUGUUUUGUUUUUAUAAAAUAGGAAUAAAUGCUUUAUUAAUUUUUUAUUUUUUAAUAAAUAAAUUAUAAAGGUUGAC